UGUGACGUAGGCAAGUUCCAGUUCGUAGUUUUUCCAAGAUUUUUGCUUCUGUGGCUGUGUCAUGCCGUAUUGUGAUCAUUGUUAUUCGUUCGCCUUGUCAAAAUUCCUAGCGUUUCAAGCACGCCACGAAAAUUUAAUCCCCGAUUUGCGUAAUUUUGUUUUGUUCCCUCGUUUUUGUCUCAACCAUUUAUUAGUCAUUACCAGUGCAUGUUACGUAACCCAUUGGAGAGGGUUAAACCCAUGGGGAUUACGAUGAAUUAUGUACUUUUUGAAUCAUGGAAAAACGCCCCUUGAAAGUGAGCAGUGGUUCUGCAGCUUCCAACACACCCGCCUCUUAUCAUGCAACCGACGAGAAGGUACGUCGUAUCCGACGCUUAUCCAAUGAUUUGGUAUCAAUUACUGCUGAUCAGUAUGGUGGCAGUAACUUGCGGUCUAUAUCAGUGAGCAGUGAUGAUGAAAUGAUAGAUAUCACUACCUCUGGCACAAUGACUGAGCACACGUUAGGAGACCAUCAUCAUGGUGGAGGAGGAGCCUGUGGUGUUUAUUUUUCCGGUGGUGAAAGUCUUGUAUCAGUGGAUUCAGAUGAAAUCCCUGGAAUUGGUCAGUAUGAAGAUUUUCAUACCAUCGAUUGGCAGCGUGACAUAGCACGAGAUCGCAUGAGGCACCGUUACAUUGUCAAACGAAAACAAAAGUCUAUCUGUGAUUUAGUCAGAGGUGCCCAUGACGCUUGGUCUGGGUGGCUGUGUGUGUUGCUCGUAGGUCUCGUCACGGGUGGUGUAGCUGGUGUUAUUGACAUUGGUGCAUCAUGGAUGUCAGAUUUAAAAUUUGGAUUGUGUCCUCAAGCAUUUUGGCUCAACAAAGAACAAUGCUGUUGGUCAUGGUCAUCCAAUGAAACCUCUAUUGAAGAUUCCAGAAAUUGUUCACAGUGGAUGAGUUGGUCAGAAAUUAUUGCAGAAUCUAAUACAGGAGCCGGAGCAUUCAUAGUUUCCUACAUAUUUUUCAUUGCUUGGGCGCUGCUCUUUGCAUCUCUGGCUGCGUCUCUGGUCAGAAUGUUUGCUCCUUACGCAUGUGGAUCUGGUAUACCCGAGAUUAAGACAAUUCUGAGUGGGUUCAUCAUUCGUGGUUAUUUAGGAAAAUGGACUUUGAUCAUUAAGUCAGUCGGUAUCAUGUUAUCUGUAUCCGCUGGACUUAGUUUAGGAAAAGAAGGUCCGAUGGUCCACAUAGCCUCAUGUAUAGGUAACAUUCUAUCUUAUUUAUUUCCAAAGUACGGUCGAAACGAAGCCAAGAAAAGAGAGAUCCUUUCAGCAGCAGCAGCUGCCGGCGUUUCUGUGGCUUUUGGUGCUCCUAUAGGUGGUGUUCUUUUCAGUUUAGAAGAAGUCAGUUAUUACUUCCCUUUAAAGACACUGUGGCGAUCAUUCUUUUGUGCUUUGGUAGCAGCUUUUGUUCUUCACUCAAUAAAUCCAUUUGGGAACGAACACUCAGUAUUGUUCUAUGUUGAGUACAACAAGCCAUUCAUGUUUUUUGAGCUAAUUCCAUUCAUAGGACUCGGAAUUAUUGGAGGUGUCAUUGCAGUUAUUUUCAUCAAAGCUAACUUGUAUUGGUGCCGUUACCGCAAAAUGUCUCGACUUGGGCAGUACCCUGUGACAGAAGUUUUGGUCGUAACUGCUGUCACUGCUGUUGUAGCCUAUCCAAACCCGUAUACCAGAAUGUCAACCAGUCAAUUAAUUUAUCUCUUAUUUAGUCAAUGCGGCACUGUCAAGGAUCCACUUUGUUCAUACCAGUUUGAUCCAACGCUGAAUGGAAGUGGUGGGCUCAAACCAGGAGAAGGUCUUUAUUGGGCUGUAUUCCUUCUCAUCCUUGCUCUGAUUUUCAAGCUUGUUACAACAGUGUUUACUUUUGGUAUGAAAGUGCCCUGUGGGCUUUUCAUACCGAGCCUUUGCCUUGGCGGGAUCGUCGGUCGUAUCGUAGGAAUCGGUGUCCAGCAACUAGCUUUCAACUAUCCUCAUAUUUGGAUCUUUUCUGGUGAAUGUUCAACUGGUGAGUGUAUAACGCCGGGUCUGUAUGCAAUGGUAGGAGCUGCUGCUGUUCUUGGUGGCGUCACACGCAUGACAGUGUCAUUAGUUGUCAUUAUGUUUGAAUUGACCGGUGGUGUUCGUUACAUUGUGCCUCUGAUGGCAGCUGCCAUGGCUAGUAAAUGGGUCGGAGAUGCAUUAGGUCGCUCAGGCAUUUAUGAUGCACACAUUAACUUGAAUGGAUACCCAUUCCUUGAUUCAAAGGAGGAGUUUACACACACUGCACUUGCUGCGGAUGUCAUGCAGCCAAAGCGCAGCGAACCACUGAGUGUAUUGACACAAGACUCAAUGGCAUUCGAAGAAGUUGAGGCUAUGUUGAAAGAGACUGAACAUAAUGGGUUCCCUGUUGUUGUUUCCCAUGAAUCGCAAUAUCUAGUUGGUUUUGUCAUCAGGCGAGAUCUUAAUUUAGCAAUUGAAAACGCCAAACGAACAAUGACUGGCCUAAGAAAUAACUCGCUAGUUUUAUUCACAACAAGCCCGCAAUCUCCAUUAGCUCCUCAUAGCCCCCCACCUUUGAGGCUUGAAAAAAUCUUGGACCUGGCUCCCAUCACCAUCACUGAUCAAACUCCAAUGGAGACCGUUGUAGACAUGUUCCGUAAAUUAGGAUUACGUCAGACGCUAGUCACACACAAUGGACGUUUGCUUGGUAUCAUCACCAAGAAGGACAUAUUACGCUACAUCAAGCAGAUUGACAACGAGGAUCCAAGUUCUGUUCUGUUCAACUAGGUCCAUCAACAAAAACUCUUGUUGAUUCAGGUCAUAGCUAUUUCUAUAAUUUGUAUAAAGUUUUGUUGAAUCAUUUCAUAAUGUAUCUAUUAUUGUAUUAUUACAUCAUCCUGGAUCUAAGGAAAAAUCCCCAUCAAAGAAUGUCCAAGUUUUUACAGAUUCAUCAUUUGGAAGAUUUCUAUAAAUUGAAGGACAUCAAAAUAACAAUUGUUCUGGAAUCCUAAACCAAAAAAAAAUAAAAUUGUGAAUGCUAAUUUUAAGUUGUGAUAAUGGUUAGUUCGCUACUGCAAUACUUGCUAUCCUCUUUGUAAGUUCUACCAUCUGAAACUUGACUCUCUACUUAAGUUUUUUUAUGAAGUUCGCCAGUCCACCCUCUGAUGUCUGAGUGUGAUUUUCAUUCUAUCUUUUCUCCAAAGCUCGGACUACUUUUGGACAUCCAGGGGCUCAACUAAGCUCAAAAAAUAAAAAUUGGCUGGUUCGCAAUUUUCUCUUGAACAUUUUCUAUUGUGUCUUGACUAAAAGAGUCAUUCCUGAACAUAGGUCUUACCAUAAACAAUCAAUUUUUCAUCAUCAGUAUUCAUUACUUUUUCAUAAACAGCCCAGGGAAAAAUUAAUCAAAUUUAAAGUGAAAACAUUUGAACAGAUUGUACCAAAUUUAAAUCAGUCACCUUGGACUUGUUUUUUGGGGGGAUUUUUAAUAUAAUUUAAGAUCCAGGUCGAUAGUCCCUCCCUUGUACAGUAUUGCUAUUGUGAUUUUAAACUCGAUGAUUUUCAUAGCCAAGUUGUUUUUCUCAAUUUAAACCUGUGCUGUUACUUCCAUCUCCUGAAACCUCCUAUUUCAAGUUCCCAUGAAGACUCAAAAUUUCAGAAAUAUUGCACGGAGAGUCGUAAGUUACAGUAUUCUUUAUUGAGACCAUUAUAUCAUGAAUUAAAACCUAAGUGCUAUUUUUGCAAUGGCAUCUAUCAAUGUAAGUCUUUCAAAUAUCUGUGAGAGAACCAGGUUCAAGUUUUUUAGAGACAAGAUUUUGACAUAACAUAACAGGCCAUAGUGCUUAUUCUAUAAAUACUCCUGUAACAAAUUUUCUCUAAACUUAGAGUUGCUUUACACCCAACUCUUGUUUAUUGUCAAGUUUUUUUUACAUACUACCAACCUCGAUUACAAAAAAAUUAAAUUGCUUCUACAACUAUUAGUUUUCAUGUCGGCAGUAUUAAGGAUUACAUCAACCUUACUGACCAUUGCCUGAGUUUGUCACUACAGAGCUCAGUUUUUGCCCUCUGAUGAGUGUUUUUCUUUGACAGUUGGCAAUUCUGUGAAAUUUGGCUCAAAAGUGAACCGAAUUCUCCCAUAAAAAUUUCUCUGUGGUAUCAAGUGGCUGUAAUAAUAGUUAAACUCUUAAAACAUGCAAUUCAAAUCAAAUCGUAGACAUUUCCCCAUUUUGUUUAUUUUACAAUUGGAGUCUAAUCUUUCCUUUGUUCUCAAAGAGUUUUCUUUGAAUAUUUCAGGCCUUGAAAGCGGUUGGUUAUCGCUCCAGAAAGAGAAAAAAUUAAAUGAAUGGCUAAAACAUGUUAUAAUGGAAAUUUUGUAACAGAUGUUUUCUAAGUUUAGUCGUCAACAUAUUCAGGCCUACUCCAAUAUUCUUAAAAGGAGAAAUUCAAUUCUCUCUCACUGAGAUGAAAUGUAUACGUCCAUGUAUGUCUGCAAAGGAAGAGGGCAGACAUUUUUUUAUAGCCAUAGUGUUUGAUCACCCACAAUUAAUAUUUUCUCCCCUUCUUUAGUUUUAAUAAUUCAAGCUUAGGUACGUAACCACAUAUUUAAAAGCUUUAAAGUAGCCUCAUUAAGCAAAAUGUAUUAACUCUCUUCUCUCACCAAGGUUUUUUUCUUGGUAUUUGAGCCUAUAAUACAUAAUAAUCUUCAUGACUUCAAAAUUUAGAUGCACAGCACGUGGAGACAAGGAAUCUCCAAAUCAGGAUUUGAGUGCCAGUACUUAAUUUGAAAAUUUUUUGAGAAUGAAGAAUGAAUUGAAAUUUAGUCAGAUAACAGUUCCUUUAAAACAAUUCAUGGGUCAGUUUCUCAUUUUACUUUCAUACACAUUUAAAGGAAAGCCUGAGUUUCUUUUCUAUUCUUGUCCUUUGAAGGAACCCUGAAAUGUUUCGUAUGAAAGAGUUAUUUUUUUCAUCUUUGCCUCCUUUCUAAUCAAAGGGUAUUUUAUGUUGAGAUUAUACAUCUCUAAGAAUUUGUAAGAAAGGUCGAUUCUUUCAUUUACUUUUCAUUUUGAUUAAUUCAAAGAUUUUCUCAAUAACCUUUUUGUUUGAUUUUAUGAUAUUAAUUUUACUUGUCCGAUUUUAUUCUGAGUCUCAGAAAAUGUCAAAAUAAUCGAUUCUGUGUGCAAUAAAAUGCAGCUGUAAGCAAGUCAAUUGGAGUUAAAGGGUUGAAUAUUUUUCCUGUAGAGUUUAAGUACAUAUCUAUAUUUUUA
Bemisia tabaci is the source of this 5272-nucleotide messenger RNA. RefSeq names its product chloride channel protein 3 (gene ClC-c). Gene Ontology annotation, molecular function: voltage-gated chloride channel activity. Gene Ontology annotation, biological process: chloride transport; transmembrane transport. NCBI's taxonomy places the organism in Eukaryota, Metazoa, Arthropoda, Insecta, Hemiptera, Aleyrodidae. Gene Ontology annotation, cellular component: plasma membrane; synaptic vesicle; Golgi apparatus. The record is from RefSeq and is a predicted model, not a curated record.